AUGAUGUCCACUGAGCAAAUGCAGCCACUGGACCUCUCGGAGGACAGACUGGACAAGCUCGACCCUCGUUGCAGCCACCUGGAUGGCCUUUCUGACCAGUUCAUUAAGGACCGCGAGCUCAAAAAGGAGCCAAGAAAGGGGAGAAGCGCACAGGCUGCCCUGGACGUGGAGGCGGACCAGAGAAAGCCGCGGAGGAAAGACACGCCCGUGCCGCACAUCCCGCCUUUCAGACCCGGUGUGCUUUCAGAACAUUUAAUUACAAGUUACGAGGUCCAAGAGAGACACCCAGAGAGCAAAACGAACCCAGCUCUUCAGAACACUGACCUGGAGCAGAAGAAGCCAAGGAGAAAAGACACACCUGCCCUGCACAUGUCCCCCUUUGCAGAUGUGACAUUGCUCAGGGAGGAGAGACCCAAAGUGAUCCUGGAAGAUGAGGAAAAGGAUGGUGACAAGAUGGCUAUUUAA
Messenger RNA from Pipistrellus nathusii (Nathusius's pipistrelle), 465 nucleotides. The record is from the annotation of a GenBank genome assembly. Lineage: Eukaryota; Metazoa; Chordata; Mammalia; Chiroptera; Vespertilionidae.